UAGACCAGCUCAUCUACAGGGAUAAGAAAAAUAGCUUGUUACAAAGGACCUAAGUUUGGAAGAGUUUAGCAGAAGCGUUUUCUCACUUUGAUUAGAAAAUGUAACGUGUAAGGGUGACUCCUGAGCCCUUGAAUAUUAGAAUCGUUUAGCAUAAAAGGAAUGGCUGAAUAAAUUAUUUAUGUGGCGUUCGAUAUUGGAGACUGCAGAGUAUAUAAAUUGCUUACAUUUUUGCAGUAAAAAAAGAAUGUUUCCUUGAUCAUCUGCACUGAUACGAAAACUGGACAGACUUAGUAAUUUUGUUACGAUGUAACAGAUGUUAGAAUUGUGUGCUUUAAUUUGAAACAGAAGUCGAAAAUGAAAAUUGUGAAAAACACUGUCGAGCUCGUAUUGUUACUCGGUCUCGGUGUCCUUUCAACGUUUGUUUCUUUCCUAAGCCCUUCAAAUAAAACUCAUUACAACGUCUACGUUAGUUGCAAUGAUGAGAGGUAUCGCAAACCGUACAUUCCGGUUGAUGAACAUCUAGUUCCUUUAAAAUGGCUCUACGUUGCAGUACUGGUUGUAUUACCAUUGUUGAUACUCAUCGUCGAUAUCAUACUAUGUGCUGGUUUCCCAAAAGUGAAGAAAGAACGGAAGAAGCAUAAACUCGCUAAAGCAUUUGAAGAUUCUUGUAAUACUUUGGCUCUGUAUUAUUCCGGCCUGUUCAUUCUCAUGUUGUUUUGCAAACUUUCUCAAUUUUUGGGUGGGACUCCCGCACCAUAUUUUCUCACCCUCUGCUCGCCAGGAUGUUCAAAUGUUACUGGAUCCUAUCGUGAUGAGACUACAUCAAGAUUUUACAUUACACAAGAAACUUGUUUACGUGCUGCCCAGGAAAAACUUCGACCUGACACCCUGUCGUCUUUCCCCUCCAUCCAUGCAGCGCUUACAUGCUAUGCAGCAGCAUUUGUAACGAUAUUCUACUAUUCGCGAGGAACGACUUCAUACACUCGAUUACUCCAGCCGUCAAUUGCAGCAUUAUUUGUGGGACUUUCUAUUGUGACGUCAAUGUCACGCAUCAAUGAAUACUCCAAUCACACUGAAGAUGUUGUAGGAGGAGCCGGGAUUGGGAUUCUGUUUGCUGCUGUUCAGAUUACUCUCAUCGGAUUUAAAGAAUUACCAGAGAAGACAACGAAAAGCCAAUAAAGAGUGGAAUGUUCAGCUAGUGUUGUACAUGUUUAGUGGAUAUAUUGUCAAAAUGAAUAAACACCCACAUACAUUGAACCCACAAUUUUCCAUGGAUUUGAAAGUUUUUGUUCUUUAGUAUCUAGUAUACGUCAAGGUAUAUAGAAUAAUUUUGUUAUUGUAACGGAUAGCUAGAUUUACAUAUCUCAGCCAUGUAGGCUGCUAACCAAAGGACUAAAUAUAACGUAAAUCUAAUUUGUUGUUUAUGUGAUGUAGUUAAACUUGUUCUACUCAUCAUGAUGCUUUUCUUCUACAAUAUCUUCAGCCCUUUCACUCGAAUGAAUAUGUUAUAAACUUGGUUGAUUUGAUAUAAGGUAAAAGGUUUUAUAGUUUUUAAGUAAUAAAUCUCAUAUUAGACAUCAGAAUAA
Styela clava is the source of this 1586-nucleotide messenger RNA. Its product is annotated as phospholipid phosphatase-related protein type 5-like. Gene Ontology annotation, biological process: phospholipid metabolic process; signal transduction; phospholipid dephosphorylation. Gene Ontology annotation, cellular component: plasma membrane. Gene Ontology annotation, molecular function: phosphatidate phosphatase activity. Lineage: Eukaryota; Metazoa; Chordata; Ascidiacea; Stolidobranchia; Styelidae. The record is from RefSeq and is a predicted model, not a curated record.